AUGUCGAUCAAGACUGUUGCUGUUGUCGGGGCCUCGGGCCUCGUCGGACUUCGAGUAGUCAAGGCUCUUCAGGAGAGCGGUUUCGCCGUCACUGCCAUCUCCCGCGAGUCUUCGACGGCAACGUUCCCUGAAGGCAUCAUAGUGAAAAAGGCGGACCUGUCAUCAGUAGAAUCCUUAAAGACCGCCCUCGCAGGACAGGAUGCAGUCGUCUCCGCCAUUUCAACCGUCGCAGCUGUCGUCCACGGAUCGCAGGACCCUCUGAUCGAUGCCUCCGUCGCCGCCGGUGUCAAGCGCUUCAUCCCAUCCGAGUAUGGCCUCAACACUCGUAAUCUCAAGGGCGAAAUCCUCGGGGACUGGCUGAUUGCGAAGACGGCCGCGGUCGAUUACCUGGUUAAGAAGGCCGAGGCCAAUCCCAACUUCACAUGGACUCGUAUCGGGACAAGUUUGUUCUUUGACUGGAGCAUCACUCGAGGAAUCUAUGGAAUUGACCUAGACAAGAAGAGCAUCACCAUCUUUGAUUCGGGAAACCAAACGGUCUCGACGACUUCGCUGCCCUUCCUCGCUCAGGGUAUCGCGGCAGUGUUGGAGCACCCCGCCGAGACGGCGAACCAGUACCUCAAUAUUAUCGAAUUUGACGUGACGCAGAAUCAGCUGCUGAAGGUGUUCGAAGAGGAGACCGGGUCAAAAUGGUCCGUGGAACACAAGACGGCCGACGAGGUUAACGAGGAGGGCAAGACGAAGCUCGCUAGCGGAGGAAGAUUUCCGUUUGAGGAGUUUCUCAUCAAGUAUCACUUCGCCGAUGUACCGGGCCACUCGAUCCCGGAGAGUGGAAAGGCUAAUAAGGUCCUUGAGCUUCCUCAGAGCGACCUGCGGGAAUUUGUGAGGGAGUAUAUUAGAGAGCAUAGCAAGUAG
Colletotrichum truncatum is the source of this 912-nucleotide messenger RNA. RefSeq names its product isoflavone reductase family protein. Gene Ontology annotation, molecular function: oxidoreductase activity. NCBI's taxonomy places the organism in Eukaryota, Fungi, Ascomycota, Sordariomycetes, Glomerellales, Glomerellaceae. The record is from RefSeq and is a predicted model, not a curated record.